GUGUCUCCAGUGAUUGCAGAAGACAAUGUCCACGGAAAUAUCCUGUGCCAUGAGGAGGACUUCAGACAGAGCAGUGCGUACAGCCUAUAGGUUCAGCUCUGUACUCUGAGAGCAGUACAUCCAACCCGCAGCGCCGACAGAUCCGUAAAGAUGUUCCUGUACAUAGUUGGACUGGUGGCCCUGUUCCUGAUCUACCGCUGGCUGAAGGAGCUGAAAAGAGUGCCAAACAAAGGAGACAAAUAUGUGUACAUCACGGGCUGCGACAGUGGCUUUGGGAACCGCCUGGCUCAUCACCUGGACACUCUGGGAUACUGCAUUAUUGCUGGCUGCUACACUGAAAAGGGAGAGGAUGAGCUGAGGAAGACCACCUCCGACCGGCUGACCACGCUCCACGUGGACGUCACUGACACUGCAAGCGUCGCCAAGGCAGCAGAGAUGAUCAAGACUCUGGUGGGAAAUAAGGGACUGUGGGCUUUGGUGAACAACGCGGGUAUCUCUGUUCCAUCAGCACCCACUGAUUGGCUCACCAUAGAGGACUACAGGGGCAUGCUGGCUGUCAACCUGGACGGGGUCAUUAGUGCCACUCUGAGCGUCCUCCCACUUAUAAAGAAGGCCAGAGGUCGAGUGGUGAAUGUGGCCAGUGUCUUCGGGCGCAUUAGUCCAUUUGGGGGUCCCUACUGCAUCUCCAAAUAUGGAGUGGAGGCUUUCAAUGACAGUCUAAGAAUAAACAUGGCGCCAUUUGGGGUCAAGGUGUGCUGUCUUGAACCAGGAUUCUUCCAAACUAAUGUGACAAACACAGAACUGAUCCAAAGUAACUUAAAGAUGCUUUGGGACAGAGUACCUCAAGAUGUUAAGGAUGACUACGGACAUGAUUUCUGCGAUAAAAUGGUUGCAGAAAUGAAGGUUCGAUUUUCUCAGCUCACUGACGGAGAUCUGAUGAAAGUGGUUAACUGUAUGGAGCACGCCAUCUCAGCUGUCUAUCCCCGAAAGCGCUACUCUCCAGGAUAUGAUGCCAAGCUGGUGUGGCUGCCUCUGUCCUACAUGCCUACCUGGCUGGCAGACUGGUGGUUCCACAGAAAUGGCAUCAGGCUCAAAAUCCAGUCAGCACAAUAAAACAUGUCAAAUGAUAAUUUACAACAAAAAACAUGCUAAUUAUGGCAUACUUGCUUGCCAUACUUAUUCCUCAACAAAGAAUUUCUGAGCAUGCCUUAACCUCUGUUUCCCUCACUGCAAGAGUGGACAUGUUUACUGCCGCCGCAUAUACAAAGCCUGAUGACAUUUAUUCCCACUCUCAUAAAAAUUCUCCAAAAUGUGUAAUAGUUUGUUGCUCCUUUCUCCUGCUGAUUAAAUUUAUGAUAGGUAUUGUCUAGAAAUUCUUCGGUUUAUGUUGAUUUAAUUGGUUGUGGUUAAGUUUGUUUCACCAAAAGAUUGAAUAGACUGUGUGAAAUAACUUUGAGUAUCAGUAACAAAAUCUUAUUACAUUUUCUCCAAGUAGUUUUCUGAAGACAAUAGUACUGUGAACUGCAAUUUUUAUAGCCCUGUUUGCGGGAUCAAACAUUUAUAAUAAUGCGUUACAAUAAAACAUAUUAUCAAACCUCCAUCG
Molecule: messenger RNA, 1603 nt
Organism: Periophthalmus magnuspinnatus
Lineage: Eukaryota; Metazoa; Chordata; Actinopteri; Gobiiformes; Gobiidae
Gene: dhrs9
Product: dehydrogenase/reductase (SDR family) member 9
Exons: 5
Coding region: 151-1113 (320 amino acids)
Molecular function (GO): oxidoreductase activity
Source: RefSeq, a predicted model, not a curated record